CACGACCCCCGAACGAGCGAAUCACGCGGCUUUUUAGUUUCUCUCAGCGACCGUUCGACGUUCGCACCAUGGCGGAUCCGGGCGUGAUGGGCGAAAGCAAGGCGCUGGUGGAAGAGGCCAUGGAGAUGCUACAGCAGAUGGGAGGUGAAGCCCAACAGAAGGUGGAUGAGUUGAGGGAGCUCAAUGAGUGCACGGUGCAUGUGAGGAACUUCGUGGCAGUUCUUGGCUUGGCCUUCUCCCCUCUGAUCAUGGUGCUCUUGUUUGGGCUGUCCUUCCUUUUGGCACUCACCGCUGCGAACUAUGGCGCGCCGAUGUUCUUCGUCUGGCUGUCCGGCUUCUGCGGCCUCUACACCUUCGCCGUCUCGCGAGCGCCGCGCGAACGGAGGAGCGCCAAGGAGGAUGUGGGUGAGGGCUUCUAUGCGCGCGUGAGGCGCUAUGCAGCGAAGCUCAAGGAGGAGGCGUCCAUCUAUGAUGACCCACCCCGCCGGGCGGCGUUCUGCCAAAUGCCCUGGCUGGCGGCGGUGGCGCUUUUAGGGCUAGAGACCUCUGUGGCAGCGUCUUCGGGGUACAUGUGGGAGUUCCUUCAGGCCUUCCUCUGUAUGGCCCUCACCUCUGUGGCCAGUGGUCUUGCGCUGCACCGCUCGGCCACCGGCCGCAGCCUGUUCGACCGCCUAGACCCACCGGGCGCCACGGACGCGGAGCUGCUGGCAGCCACCCUGGCACGGUGCCCAUGGGUGUGGCAGGCGCUCGCGGCCUUGGCAGUGCUGGCAGAGCCACUGGUGGAGGAGAGUUCACCCUCAGCAGUGGAGCUUCAAGCCAUGGGAGAAGAACAGCUUCAGAAGGCCUCAGGCUAUUUGUGCAAGGUGGAGUCCCUCCGAACGAAGCUGCAGCGGAAGAGCAGCAAGGUGCUGGACACGGCGGUCUCGAUCGAGAAAGUGCUCGGUGGCACCGCCGCGGAGCGAGAAGAGUCCAUGAAGGACCUUAGCCAGAAGGCGGCCUCAAAUGUCAAGGGUUUGGCUUGUGCAGCCACCAAGCUGCUGGGUGUCGGGCCACAGGAGGGCGAGGAGCGCGAGGAAAUGAAGGCGGUGGCCAGCGCCUCCGGGAACCUCGUAGCUGGGGCGGUUGGCCUGGCCCUGAAUGCGAGUGGGGUGAACAAGAGCGAAAAGCCUGCAAGUCAGGCGGAACAAGCGAUGAGGGGUGGGCUGCAACUCUUGAGCCGGUUAGUUGUAAAAUGAUGGAGCCAAGCAGUUGAACCUGGGAGCCUGGGCAUGUGGUGUUC
This is a messenger RNA of Durusdinium trenchii, 1279 nucleotides long. The record is from the annotation of a GenBank genome assembly. Lineage: Eukaryota; Dinophyceae; Suessiales; Symbiodiniaceae.